UACAUAUACUCUUGAUAAUUCGUAGUAAACGUCAGUGUCAUUGGCUAGAUGAGCGAGUAGCUUGUGUUCUCAUUUCAACGGUUUUUAUCCAUUCUUUAAAUCAACAUUGGCAAAGACUGGUUGUCGAGUGGUCAUGCAUAUGCUUGCAAGACUGAUUUUAUUAACGGGAUGCAGAACUGUAAGCUCUGUCAGGCAUAGCCACUGGAUCACCUCAGGGGUUUUGCUGAUGACUUCAGUCCCGCUGAGAGCUGAGCCUAAGAAAAAGAAGAAGGUUGACCCGCGCCGUGAGCUUAUGGUAAAAGAGCGUCUGAAAAAGAAGGUGAAGAAGCUUGAAAAAAUCCCACCCGAGCUUAUUCCUAUAGAAGACUUUAUACCUCCAGUCAAGUACUUUGAUGAGACCAGAGUCCGCAGUCAUCUCAAGUUGACUUUUGAAGAGAUUGAGCGAAGGGCACUGCUGCUUAAGGAAUGGUCCAGAUACAAAAACUCCCAGCACCAGGCUGACAUGACUGCUAUAGAAGUGGCUCUACAGGCUCAGACACAAGCAUUAAAAGAGCUUAAGCUGGAAUCAGAAGAGCUUUACAAAACAGCACUUGGCCCUGACUGUAGUCUUUUCCCUUUCCAGCACCAUGGUCCCUGCUAUACACCACCUCUUCAAAACCAAGAGGCCCCUUAUGGCAAAUAUAACAACAUUACACGAGUGUACACUCAAUGAUAUAACUUAAUUGACUUCUGUAGUAAUAAUGAAAUAAAAUAUGAAUAUAUAAA
Molecule: messenger RNA, 765 nt
Organism: Tachysurus fulvidraco (yellow catfish)
Lineage: Eukaryota; Metazoa; Chordata; Actinopteri; Siluriformes; Bagridae
Gene: mrpl40
Product: mitochondrial ribosomal protein L40
Exons: 4
Coding region: 134-712 (192 amino acids)
Cellular component (GO): mitochondrial ribosome; mitochondrial large ribosomal subunit
Source: RefSeq, a predicted model, not a curated record